AUGCUCUCAACAAGAAACUCUGUUGUAGUGACCAAUGAUGUACAAAGAAAGCUAGCCAACAGUACUCUACCUUCAAUGGUUGAGUCGGGAGAGAUUGAUACUAGUCUACUGUUGAAGCAUUCAACGUCCUCCUCCUCGUAUACCAAUAAGAACUCCAGCACAGCCGGCUCCUCCUCGUCGUUUAGAAAGCGAUCGAGAAGUCGAAGCCGUAGCAGGAGUCGUGAGGGACGAGGCGCGCUCAGGAGCUCGGUGGGCGGCUCAAGCAGCACAACCACCAGGCGACCAUACUAUGCCGGCAGAAGCAGGAGCAGAAGUAGAAGCAGAAGCUACAGUCGCAGCAGGAGUCGAAGUGGCCACUGGAGUAGGAGUAGGAGUAGAAGCCCCUCUCCACUUCUUCGAGGAGGCCGUUAUAAUAAUAAUAAUAAUAAUGUUGGUACGAAUAGUAGGGCCACCAAGGGUGGCAACAACAACAUCAACAACAAUCAAUACAGUAGAUAUAACAACAACAACAACAACAACAACUCGCGCAGCGGAAGGGAUCGCCGAAGAAGCCCAAGCAGAAGCCGCAGCCGAAGCGGAAGCGUCAGACGCGCCGGCAAUGGCUACUACUCGAGACGCAUGAGAAGUGGCUCGAGCAGCACAAGCCGAAGCAGAAGCAGGUCUCUUGUGAGGAGCAUGAGUAUCAGCCGAAGCCGAAGCAGAUCUCCAAGGAGGUCGUCACGUGCCACCUCCUCCUACUACAACAGCAGGAGCAGUCGUAGUCGCAGUCGCAGCUACAGUCCACGCAAGAGGUCGAGACCAACCAUCUCGUCGUCCACAUCGUCAAAGACGUCAACUCAAUCACCUGCAAUCACCUCAAGUAACACUCUUGUCGAUGCUAUCGAGAAGAAAGCAUCACAAGUUCAAUCAUCAUCAUCAUCAUCCAUUCAACAGCAACCCCAACAACAACAACAACCAGUUGGCAGACAUCACACAACACCAACGUCUGACAACAGCACACCUGAGAAUGUCUCACCCAACGAGCCAUCCUCUCCAUCAUCCUCCAAUCAACGCCUUUCAAUCUACAACAACAAUCACACCAACACCGUACUACCUCACAUCAUCAACAGUUUACAAUCAAUCAAUAACAACAACAACAAUAACAACAGCAAUAGUAACAAACAACAACCAUCACAGCACCAACAACAUCAUACAUCAACAUCUACAUCAAGUUCACUUUCACCGGCCUCAACAACAUCAGCAUCGGCAUCAGCAUCAGCAUCGAUCAACAACGCCAAAGACAUCACUGCCAGCGUCGCACCGGUGCCAAUCAAUGUAAAACAAACGCCAUCACCACCAAUGUCCUCGCCCCUCUAUUCUCCGCCAUUGGACAGGCGCGAAGAAGUCACAUUCCUUGACAAGAUCAGAAUGGAGGCUACAACAUCAUCAACAUGUAAUUCAUCAACAUCAACAUCAACAUCAACAUCGACAUCUUCAUCAUCUGCCAAUGGCCAUGCCACGGCUUCAAACAAUACCACUACCAAGCAUCCAAGGUAUACGAUUCUGCACACAGACCCAAUCGACACUAGAGGCAUGAACAAGUUCAAGGCUCUACUGUGUGGCGAUGGUUGGAUCCUAAAGAAUCACGAGUCCAAGAUGCCAGCGCUGCACUGGGAAUACCAGGAUCAGCCGCCUCCCACCGACCCCCGACCCAACCGUGACUACAUCAACGUUCGAUACAUAUUCGACUGA
Molecule: messenger RNA, 1731 nt
Organism: Acytostelium subglobosum LB1
Lineage: Eukaryota; Evosea; Eumycetozoa; Acytosteliales; Acytosteliaceae
Exons: 2
Coding region: 1-1731 (576 amino acids)
Source: RefSeq, a predicted model, not a curated record